AUGGCGCAGUGUGGCGCUGUCAUGCUCGCUUUCAUCUGUGGAGCCCAGCUCUGCCACGGCUCUCCGGGCAGCUUCCGCGGCUCCAGCGGCGGCCCCGCCUCGGGCCGCACGGUCUCGGCGAAGGACGUGGAGUCGAGCUUGGGGGCCUCCUUGGAGGCAGUCCUGCAGGGCAGCAGCGCGACGCGGCACAACGAGAUUGGGCGCCUGGCGCCGCGAGCGGUGCGCCACAUCGUGCACAGCUACUUCGCGAAGGAGCACGGCUGGAUCAUCAACGGGCUGGAGCCCCACGGCAUGAGCGCGAACGUCUCCGAGGUGCACGAGGUGGACAUCCUGCAGGACAAGGCCCCGGCGUUCGUGGAGGCCCUGCUCGAGUCCCGCCGCGCUGGCCGGGGGCUGUCCCUCGGCGACGUGGUGGCCAUGGCGGCGGCCCUGGAGCGCCUCAUCUUCGACGAGUCCCUCUCCCUGCUGCAGGUGGCCUACGCGCUCAACGGGCAGUCCGCCGCGGAGCGGCUGGGGGCCAGGCGGCUGCACGAGGUGCUGUCGUCCUACCUGAUGAUCUUCGAGAUCGGCGUCCGGGUGAACGUCACAGACGUCCCGAGGCACCGCGCCAUGAAAGGACGCCGUGGCCAGCGCCGGAGGCGGCGGUACACACUGACUGACUUCGAGAGCUACCACCGGACCAACCCGUUCGUGGCGCGCCGGUACUCGUUCGGCGAGGCCUCUCGGGUGGUGGAGAGCCUGGCGCAGGACUAUGGCAAGUGGCAGAACACCGAGUGCCGCCAGAUGCGGCAGGAACUGGAGGAGCUGGACCCGGACGGCUCGGGGCGCGUGCCACUCCGGGCCUUCUACUCGCAGCCAGAGACGGCGGACUACCAGUUCCACGAGUCCGUCGACUACCUCCGGCAGAUCGGCGCGCUGGACGAGGCCACGAGCAGCGUGCGCAUCGCCAACUACAUGGUGGGGCCCUCCAACUGCAUCGCCAAGUCGACGUACUACUCGGUGUGCUGCCUGAGCGACUGCGAGGGCCUGCUGAACGAGCUGGAGGGCAAGAUCCAGGCCCCCGCGGCCACCCCGGGCCGCAUCAUGUCGGAGGUCCGCAACCUCACCGCGUCCCCAGACAUGCGCCUGCCCCCCGACGCCGCCGAGGCGAGGCUGCGCGACAUCGCGGGCCGCAACGGCGGGGAGGUGCCCCUGCACGGCCGGCUCUUCGCCGAGUUCCUCCACAGCGCCUUCCCCGCCGAUUGCCCGUACCCGCACGUGGCCGAGGACGCGUCGGCCUUCGCUCCGGGUCGCUGGUCCUCUGGGAGGGCCACGGCGUCCGAGGAGGAGCGCAGGCAGCACGUCGAGGCCGCGCCGGGCGACUGGGAGCGGGGGGAGCUGGGGGCGGCCGCCACUUCCUGGAGCGAGGAGGAGGUGCUGCCGGUGCUGGAGGCCCCGAGGCGCGCCCGCGGCGCCUGGAGCGGCGCCGCGCGCUCCGUGGCGCAGGCGGCGGCGGCCCUGGCGGUGCUGCGCAUCGCUCUGUCCGGGUGGCGCGCCGCGCGGGGGGCGGCGGGCGGCGCGGGGAAGGACAAGGGCCUCGUCCUGCCUCUGCGCGUCUGAGCUCCGUGGGGCCCCUGGGCGCGGGGGGGGGCCCCCUGGAUCUGCGGCCAGUGGGUGCCGUCGUCGUCAUCGCUCGCAGCCCCGCUCAGCGUUCUCCGAGCAACGGGCCCGACCAGUGCCGCGAAUGAAGGGUCGGCGUCGC
Prorocentrum cordatum is the source of this 1741-nucleotide messenger RNA. Lineage: Eukaryota; Dinophyceae; Prorocentrales; Prorocentraceae. The record is from the annotation of a GenBank genome assembly.